Messenger RNA from Solea solea (common sole), 1397 nucleotides. RefSeq names its product deoxyuridine triphosphatase (gene dut). Gene Ontology annotation, molecular function: dUTP diphosphatase activity; magnesium ion binding. The coding region runs from base 808 to 1317 and encodes 169 amino acids. The record is from RefSeq and is a predicted model, not a curated record. NCBI's taxonomy places the organism in Eukaryota, Metazoa, Chordata, Actinopteri, Pleuronectiformes, Soleidae. Gene Ontology annotation, biological process: dUMP biosynthetic process; dUTP catabolic process. The transcript has 6 exons.
UGCAGACGCCGCGAACGAAAUGCUAUGAGUUUAGCCUAGCAUCGUGAAACGUUGAGGUGUCUUCCCAGUGAUGGCGUCACUGUAGAUGCUAUUUUCUUGUAUAAUUCUAUAAUAAAGAGAAGCUAAAUGUAUAUGUGACUAUAUUUAAACAUCAUAAUAUGCUUUAAACUUUAGUGACACGCGCCUCUGUUGAAGAGAGUUGACAGUUAUUGACAUCAGUUAAUAAUCCUCACUACAUUACUAACUAUUUGUAUAUUGUAUAUAUUUCCAGAUUCUCUACUUUAUUAUUGUAUUAUUUUUUUAUUUAAUAUUUUAUUUAAUUCCAUCUUAUUGCCUAUAUUACCGUUUUAUAUCCAUAUCUUUGGCUUGUUUCCACUGCUGUAGUUCUAUUUCUUUACACGGAGCAUGUGAAACAAAAACUACUUUAUUAAGGUAUUCUGAUUCUGAUUACUCUCGUGAUAGAUGUGCGUUAAUCCGUGUACGAGUUCAGUGAUUCAGUGAGGUGAUGACGGAGUUAGGGAACACAUUUUCUGCAGUUGAAGCAGGGAAAAACGUUUUACACCGAUGCGUUAAAACUAUCCGAGUUCAUCUUGUUGUGCAUAAACUCUUUGGUUUUUCUAACGCUGCAUUUAGAAACCUUGUGCCUUUAAGAGGGCGUCGCUAAAUGGAGCGCGGGACCCCGGCAGUGUUUACAUUUGAAUAACAAGGGCGCGAAACAACUAGACCAGAACCCGCGGGAUUAUUACUAGUGUAGGGCUAUUACCAGUGUAGUGUAGGUGCAUUAUCGGCUGUUAACUGACUGUCAACAUGCCCGUUCUAGAAGGUAUAAACGCAUCUGCAGUGUCUCCAUCCAAGAAGGCGAGGACGGAGACAAAGACGACAGAUCAGAAACCUGUCCUCAGGUUUGCUAAACUCUCUGAACAUGCCACGACUCCAACCAGAGGCUCCACUAAAGCUGCAGGAUACGAUCUGUACAGUGCGUACGAUUACACCAUUGCUCCUAUGGAUAAAGCCAUUGUGAAGACUGACAUUCAGAUUGCUGUUCCACACGGCUGCUACGGGAGAGUGGCACCGAGAUCUGGACUGGCAGUGAAACACUUCAUUGAUGUCGGCGCUGGAGUGGUGGAUGAAGACUAUCGAGGGAAUGUGGGAGUUGUGCUCUUCAACUUUGGCAAGGAGACAUUUGACGUGAAAAAAGGCGACCGUGUUGCUCAGCUGGUUUGUGAGAGGAUCUGCUACCCAGAGCUAGAGGAACAAGAGACUCUAGAUGAGACGCAACGUGGUGCCGGAGGCUUCGGGUCAACUGGGCGGAACUGAAAACUUUGAAGUUACAGUAAAUGUAUGUUGAAAAUAGUAUGAAUUACUUGUUAAUAAAGAUUUACCUUUUUUAAACAUUA